AUAUGUAUAUACACAUACACACACGCAGAGACACGUGUCUCCUAAUGCAGAAGAGGCGUUGGUUCAUUAACCAGGAGUGCCUCCAGGACGGACCCUCAUCAAGGAAAGUGUGUUUAUGUCACAUAGAAGGUUGGCUGAUGGGAGCACAGGGCUCCUGCCUCUCAUUACAUUAAGUAGAAGAGGCUUCAUAGUAAAGGAUAUACAUGGUCGGUUAAUGCGCAUGGAGCCCCAGUCAGGACUCAUAUCCUUAAAAUGCUCUGAGACAGACGGAUAGACAGCCCCUUGAGUCACACUGAACCCAGAGGCCCAUCUGUCCAGAGAUGGGAAGUGCUGAUAGGGAAUCAGGCCACCUGACCCUGAAAGUGCAUUUUAAAAUGACAUAAGUUGUCACGGUGUGUGGUGAGAUGAGUUGUGUCAGGUUGGGUUGACACCGCAAAGCCCAAACUUGUAGUUACUUAGAGAUUGCUGAGAGACUAGAGACUGGUACUGUGCGCCUGAGGGGAUAAUACAAGGAUUUUCAGCAGAAACUGGACCAAAUGAACUGACAGACCGGUGUGUGUGUGUGUGUGUGUGUGUGUGUGUGUGUGUGUGUGUUGUAUGUUUGAGUGGCAGAACUCAUUAGAAAUGUGAGCAGGUUUUUGCAGAGUUUUAUUUUCUUGGCACUUUCAUCCGAAUGCCUAUCGAGAGAGCAGGAUAACGGGAGUACUGUGAGCAUUUGGCAGGAUCCAUUAAGUGGCACAUUUUAAUGUUUAUGUUUCAUGUUUUCCUUCAGGGGCAGGGAGAGGCUUCAGCACGGGGGACAGCCAUGGAGGGGGACUGUCUCAGCUGCAUCAAGUACCUCAUGUUUGUCUUCAAUUUCCUCAUCUUUCUGGGAGGCUCUUUCCUCCUGGGAGUGGGCGUGUGGGUACUGGUGGACCCCACAGGGUUCAGGGAAAUUGUAGCAGCCAACCCCCUGCUAUUCACUGGGGUCUACAUCAUCCUGGGCAUGGGAGGCAUGCUCUUCCUUCUGGGCUUCCUUGGCUGCUGUGGAGCCAUCCGCGAAAACAAGUGUCUGCUCCUCUUUUUCUUCAUGCUCAUCCUGCUCAUCUUCUUAGCAGAGCUGGCUGCUGCCAUCCUGGCCUUCAUAUUCCGGGAGCAUCUGACCAGAGAGUACUUCACCAAGGAGCUGAAGAGACAUUAUCAGGGCUACAACAACACUGACGUCUUCACCUCCACAUGGAAUGCCAUCAUGACUACAUUUGACUGCUGUGGGGUGAACAGCCCAGAGGAUUUUAAGGACAGCCUGUUCAGGAUGAUCAACCAAAAUCAUAUGGUGCCAGAAGCCUGCUGCCAGCGUGUCAGUCAGACCGGGGAGUUGGCCUAUAUCAACCAGGAGCAGUGCUUAUUAGGCAAUAUGAUGUUCCGCAAUAACAAGGGCUGUUACUCUGCAGUAGUUGACUAUUUUGAACUGUACAUCUAUGUGGCUGGAGCACUGGCCAUUGUGGUGCUGACCAUUGAGCUCUUUGCCAUGGUCUUUGCGAUGUGUCUCUUCAGGGGAAUCCAAUAGAGCUGCUCCAGUGAACUUCUUUUUUCUUUUUUCUUUUUUCAAAGAAAAAAGGGAAUUCAGGAGAAAAGAACAAAAUGGACACUUGUAAAUUUGUUGAUCUCUUUUUCUAUUGGCUAAUUGGUAGAAAAAACUCUCAAACUCUUGUACUUCACAGCUGGACUUUUGAGGUACUGGGUGGCAAAAAAA
Molecule: messenger RNA, 1732 nt
Organism: Anarrhichthys ocellatus (wolf-eel)
Lineage: Eukaryota; Metazoa; Chordata; Actinopteri; Perciformes; Anarhichadidae
Gene: tspan18b
Product: tetraspanin 18b
Exons: 7
Coding region: 746-1546 (266 amino acids)
Cellular component (GO): plasma membrane
Source: RefSeq, a predicted model, not a curated record